GUAAUGCGCCUGGGGGAUGGGGACUUCUAAUGUGUCAUCAACUUCAGAUUUCAUCCUCGUGGGGCUCUUCAGCUACACAGGGCCCCAUCUUGUCCUGUUCUUCCUCAUGGCCACCAUGUUCAUCAUUGGCCUGCUAGGCAACAUGAUCCUGCUUUUUUUGAUUGCCACAGACUCCAGGCUCCACACACCCAUGUACUUCCUGCUCAGUCAACUCUCACUUCUGGAUGUCGGCUUCCCACUGGUUACCAUCCCCAAAAUGGUGGCUGAGUUCCUGCAAGGAGAGAAUGUCAUAAGCUUUGGGGGAUGUGCCACCCAGAUGUUCUUCCUCAUGCUCAUGGGUGUCUCUGAGGGUGUCCUUCUGUCCCUCAUGUCUUAUGACCGCUACGUGGCCGUAUGCCACCCCCUGCAUUACCAGGUGCUCAUGAGAAGCCAAGUGUGUCUGGUGAUGGUGGGUGCAUCCUGGUUCUCAGGUGCCUUGGUGGCCUCGAUCCAGACCUCCAUCACCCUGCAGUUCCCCUACUGUGCCUCACACACCGUGGACCACUUCUUCUGUGAGCUGCCAGCUCUCCUCAAGCUGUCUUGUGCAGACACAUCAGCCUAUGAGUUGGCGCUCUCCAUCUCUGGGGUGCUGAUCUUACUGCUACCCCUGUCUCUCAUCUUCACCUCCUAUGGCCACGUUCUGGGAGCUGUACUGCUCAUGCGCUCAGCUGAAGCUAGACACAAGGCUUUCACCACGUGCUCUUCACAUGUGACUGUAGUGGGUCUCUUUUACGGGGCAGCUGUAUUCAUGUACAUGGUCCCAGGCAGCUACCACAGCCCAAAACAGGACAAUGUGGUAUCCCUCUUCUACAGCCUCAUCACCCCUACCCUCAACCCCCUCAUCUACAGCUUGAGAAACAGAGAAGUUCGAAUGUCCUUGGUCAAGGUCAUGGGCAGGUCUGACUUCAGGGUGAAGCGAUGAUGUCCUUCGAUCCUGGUUUUCCCUAGGAGCCUCCUUUAUGGCU
Molecule: messenger RNA, 1004 nt
Organism: Mus pahari (shrew mouse)
Lineage: Eukaryota; Metazoa; Chordata; Mammalia; Rodentia; Muridae
Product: olfactory receptor 2Z1-like
Exons: 1
Coding region: 17-961 (314 amino acids)
Biological process (GO): G protein-coupled receptor signaling pathway
Cellular component (GO): membrane
Molecular function (GO): olfactory receptor activity; G protein-coupled receptor activity
Source: RefSeq, a predicted model, not a curated record